Molecule: messenger RNA, 520 nt
Organism: Heterobasidion irregulare TC 32-1
Lineage: Eukaryota; Fungi; Basidiomycota; Agaricomycetes; Russulales; Bondarzewiaceae
Exons: 3
Coding region: 338-499 (53 amino acids)
Source: RefSeq, a predicted model, not a curated record
GGCAUACGCUGAAAGCUUGCAUAGAUAGCUGAAUUGAAAUCUAUGGACGACCGCCCACACAUAACCCUGACUUAUUGCAUCAUGUAGAGUUGCGGUAGAUGUGUCGUAUCUCUGGAACAUAAAUUCCACCAACGAUGUCAUUUGAGGUAUCAUAAGUUUGACAGUACGACAAAGAGCAAAUACUGGGGAAGCGGAUGGGCGGGUGCGUACAGCGAGGGCAACGGCAUUGGGAUUGGGACACCACAGCUCCACCGCACGACGAUGACCUGGGGCAAUUGAUUUGCGAUGCGCUGCGGCCUCACAACGUCUCACUCUCGAGAUCAAUGUGAUCUCUUUGAUGGGACCAGCGUGGUCAAACAGCAGUUGGGCCCCCGAGGUAGCUCAGGCGAUAGAUCGUCUGUGCAGUCACUCGGAGGUCCUAGAUAUACCUAUUGAUACUGACGUGUCGACGAUUGCGAACUCGCGAUCGGGGACGGUGAUAGAAGGACGAUUCCGUUGAAGCCGCCCAGCGAGCAGUCGC